UUUACACACCAGCAUAGGACAAGGACAUGGGGGGGAACAGAGGGUUAAAUACACAACAUGUAAUGAUGGAAGUUAAACCAGGUGUGUGGGAAGACAAAACAAAUGGAAAAUGAAAGGUGGAUCGGCGAUGGCUAGAAGACCGGUGACGUCGACCGCCGAACGCCGCCCGAACAAGGAGAGGGACCGAUUUUGGCAGAAGUCGUGACAGUGCUGUUUUGACAAAGAUACAGUCAUUCAGGUGUUGACCGCCCGCGUCAUCGCCGUGCCAUGAAGGCAUUUCUCUUUGACCAAAUAUGGUGUCCUAUAGGAUAUACGACACCCUUAAUGAUAUGGUGAAGUCUUCUUACCUUCUAGGAUCUCUGAGGAAUACAUACGAACGUCAUUUGACUCGUUGAAACAACGUUUAUUGAGGCAGAAGGUUUAGGGAUUUGGUUACAGAACAUCAUGUAUUUUUGACUAAAACAUGAAUAACAACGAGUCCUGUUAGCACCAUGACUAUCGGGAUUUUUGGCACGUGGGACCAUCAGUUCAAUGCCACUGAGCAAGCACUCACAGAUAAGAUCAAGAACAACCCUUGCUAUCCAUUCACUAUAGUGAAGGACGUGUUUGUUCUUGAAUACCUGCAUGAAAACAUCUGGAAAGGUUCACUGCUACUGAUCGCUUCCACCAUUGGAACUGCCUGUUACAUGAACAUGGAGUUUGGGGACCAUCACAAGUAUACUGGGUUCCUGGUGUUCAGCAUGUGUCUCUCUCUGUGGCUGGUCUGUUCCGGGGCCUUCCGCCGGCGCCUGGUGAUCGAUCACAAGAAGAAGGAGUACCGCUACUACAUCCACACACACCUACGCCACAGGGGCCCCUUGCACCAGAUCUACAUACGCAUGAUAGCGCAGAAGAGUGGACAGGUACUGCUGAUGUACAAGCUGAUGCUGAAUGGAUACAAGAUUGAAGAGAGGGAACUCAGUGGCUUCUCAGAGAAAUAUGAGCUGUUGGAGUGCCAGGGCAGGAGGAUAGCGACGAAACUCAACCUCAAUUACUUUGACUACCAGGACACUUCUAAACGCCACCUUGUCAUCCACAGGCCCAAAAUCAUCCUGUCUGCUAACAAUGAUCGCAACAAUCCACCUGUCUGAGGAUGAGGAAGUUCCUCUGUGAUCAAUCAUGCGGUGCUGUCAGUGUCCCUGCCAUGUAGCCUUUACCCUUAUUCCAUAAACAGACCAAAUUAAAAUAUUGUGUUUCUAACUGUAA
Molecule: messenger RNA, 1245 nt
Organism: Oncorhynchus gorbuscha (pink salmon)
Lineage: Eukaryota; Metazoa; Chordata; Actinopteri; Salmoniformes; Salmonidae
Product: transmembrane protein 249-like
Exons: 7
Coding region: 492-1130 (212 amino acids)
Source: RefSeq, a predicted model, not a curated record